This is a messenger RNA of Saccoglossus kowalevskii, 2460 nucleotides long. RefSeq names its product putative ATP-dependent RNA helicase DHX35. NCBI's taxonomy places the organism in Eukaryota, Metazoa, Hemichordata, Enteropneusta, Harrimaniidae. Gene Ontology annotation, cellular component: catalytic step 2 spliceosome; intracellular anatomical structure. The record is from RefSeq and is a predicted model, not a curated record. Gene Ontology annotation, molecular function: helicase activity; RNA binding; ATP binding.
AUCGCGGUCAUUUUGAAAUCGAUCAAUCCAUGAUCACACACUGUUUAUUCAGUAUCUGAAUAUUCCACGAGCUAUAUUGUUAAGUCGGCGUACUGCGACACAUGAGACAUGACGAUCAUAAGAUAAUGUAGCUAAACCACGCCCACCUCACCCAUCUGUAAACAUGUCAACAUUGAAACCAAAAUUUUGGAAGCCAGGAACUGACGCUCCUGGAACUGGUCUCCAUGAGGAAAGAGAACGAAUAAGUGAGGGAAGUGGAGAGGUAGUGGUGUACAAUCCACAUGUGUCAAUAUCUAUUGAACAGCAAAGACAAAGAUUACCAAUAUUCAAGCAUCGCAAUCAUAUACUGUAUCUAGUGGAGAAAUAUGAGACUGUGGUGAUAGUUGGAGAGACUGGAUGUGGUAAAAGCACUCAAAUACCACAGUUUUUAGCAGAGGCUGGAUGGACAGCUGAAGGGCACAUUGUAGCCAUUACACAACCCAGAAGAGUAGCUGCAGUCACUGUAGCUAACAGAGUAGCUGAAGAACGAGGCUCUAUCAUUGGUAAUGAGGUCGGUUAUAACAUUCGUUUUGACGACUGUACCGAUGCCACUACGACCAGAAUCAAGUUUCUAACAGAUGGUGUGCUGGUCAGGGAAAUGAUGAGUGAUCCGUUGUUAACAAAAUAUAGCGUAAUAAUGAUUGACGAAGCACAUGAACGGACCCUUUAUACCGACAUCAUAGUAGGAUUGCUGAAAAAAAUACAGAAGAAAAGACCAGACUUGAGGCUAAUAAUCUCAUCAGCAACUCUUGAUGCUGAAGCAUUCAAAGACUUUUUUAACAAUAAUGAAACAAAUGAUAAAAGCAAAGACACUUCAACCAUUAUAUCAGUAGAGGGAAGAACAUACCCAGUGGAUAUAUAUUAUACUAUAAGUCCUGUGCCAGAUUUCAUCAAGGAAACAGUAAAUACUAUCGUGAAAAUACACAAAACUGAACCAACUGGCGAUAUAUUAGCAUUUUUGACGGGACAAGAUGAAGUUGAAAAUGUGGUGUCACUUGUAAUAGAACAAGCCAGACAUAUGUCUGAUAAACAGUUGAAGAUGAAAGUAUUGCCGAUGUAUGGUGGCUUGCCAGCAUCUGAACAAAUGAGGGUGUUUGAGAGGACAUCGAAGAAUACCAGGAAGGUUGUCAUAGCAACCAACAUAGCUGAAGCUUCUAUUACCAUUAGUGGUAUUGUACACGUUAUAGAUUGUGGGUUUGUGAAACUGAGAGCGUACAAUCCAAACACUGGUCUUGAAGGUCUUGUUGUGGUGCCAGUAUCCCAAGCAUCAGCUCAGCAAAGAUCAGGGCGAGCUGGUAGAGUGAGAUCUGGUAAAGCCUAUAGGUUAUAUACAGAAGAAGACUUUGAUAAGUUGCCUAACUCCACAGUGCCGGAGAUGCAAAGGACCAACUUAGCAACAGUUAUCUUACAACUCAAAUGCCUUGGUAUAGACAACGUAUUGAGGUUUAAUUUUCUCUCUCCCCCAUCGUCUAAAGCCAUGAUACGUGGCUUAGAACUGCUCUAUGCAUUGGGGGCCAUCAACGAUAAUGCCAAGCUAACGGAACCACUCGGUGUGAGAAUGGCAGAGUUUCCACUCGAUCCAAUGUUUGCCAAGACACUUCUUACUUCCGGUACAUUUGGCUGCUCAGAAGAAAUACUUACAAUUAUUGCAAUGUUACAAGUACAGAAUAUAUUCUUAUCACCGUCAAACCAGAAGGCAGCAGCCGAGAAAGCCAAAAGGAAGUUUUCUGUGGCCGAAGGUGAUCAUAUAACACUCUUGAAUGUGUACGAGGCAUAUAUAAAGUGUGGAAAAAGCUCUCGAUGGUGUCAUGAACAUUACCUAAACUACAGAGGACUUUGCAGAGCAACGUCAAUCCGAGACCAACUGAAAAAGAUUGCCAAGAAAUUCAAAGUUAAAAUGUUGAACAGCGAAGGCGAUGUUGAUGUCAUAUGUCGGUGUAUUGUAGCGGGAUUCUUUUCUAAUGCCGCUAAAUUGCAUCCAAGUGGUUCAUACAGGACUAUUAGAGAUAAUUACACAUUGUACAUUCACCCUACAUCAGUGUUGUAUGUGGAAAAACCACCCAAAUGGGUUAUUUUUAAUGAAAUUCUGCAGACAAAUAAAGAUUAUAUGCGAGAUAUCAUGGUGAUAGAUGCAUCAUGGUUAUAUGAACUGGCACCACAUUAUUACCAAUAUGGAACGGAGAGAGAAAUUGGAGCAAAAAAGGCUAGACUGGAAUAAGACCAGUGUAAUUUUCAGAGGAAAACUGUCAAUCAAUUGAAUGAUCAUCACGAAUAUUGUACAUGCUUUCAAGGGCAAAGCUAUCAUCUGCAUGAUAUAUCAACAGCAGUCGUCCAAUACAAUGCCAACACGUAGACUUGUCCUUUGUGGUAUUCUAAAUAAAGCAAUAAUCAGGCCAGUGACUAGAACACACCACAUCACUU